Protopolystoma xenopodis is the source of this 387-nucleotide messenger RNA. NCBI's taxonomy places the organism in Eukaryota, Metazoa, Platyhelminthes, Monogenea, Polystomatidea, Polystomatidae. The record is from the annotation of a GenBank genome assembly.
AUGUUAGUUGAUUCCAUUAAUCUAGCAUUGAACUAAAUUCUGCACUUUAAGGCUGAUUCCGGUUGGUCCUUUGGCCAGCUUCACCAACAAAAGACUGAUGGACCUCACUUAACACUCCUUGGGCAGGCCGCAACAUUCGAGGUUGAUGCCAAUUCUACUUGUAAUAGCCUCCCCAUCACCUCUUCAUCGCCGAGACCUGUCACCUCCGUUGCUAACAAUGUAUCAUUACCCCCGCCCGAUUCAACCUAUUUGGCCGAAUUUAAAAGCUCCGGGAUGGAACCUGGUCUUGAAACUUCAGCGAGCAUCAUAUCGAUGACUACGAACCUCUCAGACCAUGCUUUCACUCCUAAGCCUCCGGUUGACACAAAUGUCUCAGUCUCAGGGUAA